Culicoides brevitarsis is the source of this 1115-nucleotide messenger RNA. RefSeq names its product KRR1 small subunit processome component homolog (gene dbe). The record is from RefSeq and is a predicted model, not a curated record. Gene Ontology annotation, molecular function: RNA binding. The coding region runs from base 90 to 1073 and encodes 327 amino acids. Gene Ontology annotation, cellular component: small-subunit processome; nucleolus. Lineage: Eukaryota; Metazoa; Arthropoda; Insecta; Diptera; Ceratopogonidae. The transcript has 2 exons.
AACAAAAUUGAAAACAAACCAGCGUGAGUUUCUAGAUUUUUCGCUAUUUUUGAGGGUUUUUUAGAGAUUUCACGGAUAAAAACCACAAAAUGGCUGAUCCAGAAGCCAUUGACGAUGCAUGGAGCAUGGAGAUACCGAAAUUCACGCCCGAAGACAAUCCACAUGGGAUGUUGGAGGAAUCCUCGUUUUCGGUUUUGUUCCCUAAAUAUCGAGAAAAAUACCUCAAAGAAUGCUGGCCCCUUGUUCAAAAGUCGCUCGGCGAUCAUCACAUCAAGUGCGACUUGGAUCUCAUCGAAGGCAGUAUGACGGUAAAGACAACCCGCAAGACCUGGGACCCUUUUAUCAUCGUCAAAGCACGUGACAUGAUCAAACUUUUGUCACGUAGUGUCCCUUACGAGCAGGCAGUUCGCGUGUUACAGGACGAAAUCGGUUGUGACAUCAUCAAAAUCAAAAAUCUCGUGCGAAACAUGGAAAAAUUCAUCAAACGUCGCAAUCGUCUUAUCGGUCCGAACGGAUGCACAUUGAAAUCCAUCGAGUUGCUGACGAAUUGUUACAUUUUGGUGCAAGGAGCGACAGUUUCCGCCAUCGGACCGUACAAGGGACUUCAAGCAGCGCGACAAAUUGUCGAGGAAACCAUGAAAAACGUGCAUCCGAUUUACAAUAUCAAGGCGCUGAUGAUCAAAAAGGAGCUCAUGAAGGAUCCAAAUUUGAAAAAUGAGGAUUGGAGUCGAUUUUUGCCGAAAUUCGAGUCGAAGAAUGUUAACAAGAAGAAGAGUAAGAAAGUAAAGAAACCCAAGAAGGAAUAUACGCCAUUCCCGCCUCCAAUGCCGGAGAGUAAAAUUGACAAGCAAUUGGCUUCCGGAGAGUACUUCAAAUUACAAAAGGAACGGAAAAAGGAUCAAAAGUUGGAGAAAUUGGUCAAAAAUGAGCAAAACAAGAAGAAGAGGAAUGAGCAUUUCGAGCCGCCAAAGGAGGAAAAACCGAAAAAAGUGAAGAAAGAGGCUGGAGAGGGAGAAUUUGAUGUCGAAGCGUUGAAGAAAAAGUUACAAAAGAAGAAUAAAGUUAAAGCUUGAGAUAAUUUUCAUUAGAAUUUAAAUAAAUUUUUAUUAAUUAAA